AUGGUGCGGUUGCUGGUUCCUGAAGGCGAGAGUCAGCAUGCCAUCACCGGGAGACCACCUGGCGCAAUCGCUACACAACGCGACCUUAUCGCAUCGCCAUGGAGAUCCUCAAUCGCCGCUGCAGCCGUUACUGGCGGCUUCGCCCUGGUUGGCCGCUCACGACCUGGCGUGUUCCUCAAGUCCGCCGCCUUGAUCGGUGCCGUAGACCUCACAUUUACCGCAUCUGGAAUCUAUGGGCAACAUGAACUGCACCGGGGCGUCUUCAAGAUGGAAGGGAUACAGCCCAAGCCGGGCAAGCUAUGGGAACGGACAAAGCACUGGACGUGGGAGGAUGCGACACUUGGGGGAGGAGUGGUGGGCGCAUUUUUGGCACUGAACCCGCGUGCUCUACCCGGCGUCUACGGCUUCGCGCGAUUCUUCGGAGCGGCUACAGUUGGGUGUGCGCUCGGAUACAAGGCCGGACAAUUCUACAUUGUUCGCCUGCCCCCACAACUCCUACAGCUCUUCGACUACUCAAUUACGGCAAACCGGCUCAGAGAGUAUGAAAAGUUGCAGGAGAACGAAAAGGCCAAAUCGUCCCUUUCUCGAAUCGGCAAACUCGCGCUCUGGUAUCACACGUCUCAGACGAUGACUAUUCUUCGGAGUCCUCUACAACUCGGCGGUAUCGGAGGGAUGGGAGGGUCUAGCGGUAGUCCUGGUGGUCAGCAGUCACCGCAUGGUAGCCCGUUGCAUGCAUUGAAGGCUGAGAUGGACAAAGAGACUGUCUUCCAGACCGAAUUCAAGGAGGGUGAACUUGCAGGACCCGAUAUAGAGAACGGCUACCGCGCGUACAAGGACAAUCUCCAGUCAAGAGAUGCAAGCAAAAUACAAGACUGGUUGGAGCAAGUUCGAGAGCUCAAGAACAACAUCGGUUCGGAGUGGCAAUACGUCUGGGGAUACCUUGGGCAGAAAGAACACGAGUUUUAUCAGCAUGCAGAGGAAGACGGGGAGAAGGAUCUGCUCCGACGGGAAAUCCAGCUGCUGAACAACAUGGCCGCUGACAUAGUUACCCGAUGUGCAAUCCUCGAGUACCACGAACGCGAUGCCCUGAAGCAACUACGGCAAAUCGAGCAAACAGGAUCAAACGUCGAGUCCGAUGCAACAUCCCAAUCCACCACGGUGCCGUACGAAUUUCCACACGAUUCAGCCGAGGUUGCUCAACACAACUAUCGUGGCCCGCGCAUCGCCACCGAGCGAAUCCGCACAACCUGGUCAAGACAAAAAGAGUUGUUGCGACACUUCGACCACGCUGCCGCCCGUGCCAGUGAGAUAUCCGAAGCCGAUAGCGGUUUCCACGUCGCUGAGCACCUAAAGCGUCUGAAAGAGGAUGCUGAUCAGAUGCGGAAGAACGUAGAAGCCACUGGGCGUUUGCUGCGACGGUUUGAGGAUCGGAUUCGCGAGGCUGAUGAGGAGGCGAAAGAAAAGCCUCGCCAAAGCGGAGUUGGUUCGGAUGGUGAGCAGGAACCUACUUGA
Molecule: messenger RNA, 1512 nt
Organism: Alternaria incomplexa
Lineage: Eukaryota; Fungi; Ascomycota; Dothideomycetes; Pleosporales; Pleosporaceae
Exons: 2
Coding region: 1-1512 (503 amino acids)
Source: RefSeq, a predicted model, not a curated record